Messenger RNA from Paralichthys olivaceus (Japanese flounder), 919 nucleotides. The record is from RefSeq and is a predicted model, not a curated record. NCBI's taxonomy places the organism in Eukaryota, Metazoa, Chordata, Actinopteri, Pleuronectiformes, Paralichthyidae.
AUGUGUCCUGUGUGGCUAUUGGUGGCUGUGACUGUGGUGGGUGUGGUCAGCGGAGACGCCAACCAAUGCUGGGACCAUCCGAGCUGCCAUGAGGUCAACGAUGAGAGCAGCAUGAUGGAGUGUAUCCAGCUCUGUCAGUCUGACCUCACUGCAGAGGCCUCCUCCUCCUCCACCCCUCAGGCCAAGCGCUCCUACUCCAUGGAGCAUUUCCGCUGGGGGAAGCCGGUCGGACGAAAGCGUCGCCCGGUCAAAGUCUACACCUCCGAUGGCGUGGAGGAGGAGUCGGCCGAGGUGUUCCCUGAAGAGAUGCUCAGGCGGGAACUCGCAGAGGCAGAAGACCAGGAGACGGUGGCAGCGGGGGAGCAGGAGAAGCUCCAUGAUGUCCACGAGAAAAAAGACAGCACAUACAAGAUGAAGCACUUCCGCUGGAGCGGCCCACCGGCCAGCAAACGCUACGGUGGCUUCAUGAAGAGCUGGGACGAACGCAACCAGAGGCCGCUACUCACACUCUUCAAAAACGUCAUCAAAGACGAAGGACGGGAGACAACGGGGAAGCAGACGGGAGAGAUCGGAGGGAAGAGAUAGAUGGAAGAUGAGCCGAGAGAGAGAGAGAGAGUUUUUCCACAGCAACACCUUCAUGUGAUCGACCAACAAAUCAAACUAAAACACAGUUUGAGACAAACCAAACACAAAAGAUGUCAUUUUCUCCCUGAACGACAGACGAGCCCAAAGUCUCCAAACUGAGUCUGUUCACAAGUGGUUUGUACUUUAACUGCUUUGAUUUCAGCUGCAAAUAAAUGUUCUUUACAUUUAUUAAACUUCUUUAAGCUUUGAUUGUUGCUCAUUUAGUCAUAAACGUGUAUGUGUAAUGUUUUGAAGACGUCCUGUGAAAACAUGUAAAAACACAAACAAUAAAAAA